Molecule: messenger RNA, 2722 nt
Organism: Anoplopoma fimbria (sablefish)
Lineage: Eukaryota; Metazoa; Chordata; Actinopteri; Perciformes; Anoplopomatidae
Product: coiled-coil domain-containing protein 178
Exons: 20
Coding region: 150-2651 (833 amino acids)
Source: RefSeq, a predicted model, not a curated record
AAACUUUAUUAAAAGGCAAGUUUUUUAACAGGGUCAGUUGUGGCGUCAUCAAAGCAGAAUAACACGAUAUCUGAAGGUGAAUUAAUACAAUUUUUACGUCAGCGCCUCCACGUUUCCCGCAGGACGGUGGGAAUUGAAGACUUUCUGCGAUGCCAGACGUGGAACCACUCAGAUUCCCAUCAAGGGAGGGACGACCAAGUCAGCAAGGUGAGAACAAUGAAGAUCAAGCAGAUCUUCAAGCCGUCUGCUCUGGUAGACGUCGCACAUGUGCUUUGCUUAACAGUCCCUCUCCAUGUGUCAACAAUGUUAUUUACCAUAUCCAAGAGCUGAAGAUGACAGUGGAAAAUUGGUGUCAACAGUCUGGAAAAUAUCAGCCACAGAUCAACCACGACAAGCACCAAUACAGCAAAACUUUAAGAUUUCAGUCCAGAGAUUCAGAUACUGAAUCAGUGACUUCUACAGAAUUGUUUGUCGAAGGCAUCGCAAUUAGUGCAAGAGAAAGCUGUCCUUUAUCGCCACUAUUGAAGAAAAUAAAUGAUGUCCUUGGAGAGGUUGUGUAUCUGAUUGAGCGGCUGGAGGCUGAUCGGCAGUAUGCAGAGGAAGCUCUCCACAAAGAGAAGAGGAGAAAAAUAUUUUUGGAGAACAAAGUUGACAGUAUUUCACUCUGGAAGCAACAAGAGCACUCUUUUGUAGUCCAAAAAGAGCACGAGGCUUGCAUCAGAGACAUCACAGAACUGAAGUGGCAUGUACAACUGGAAGGAGAGAAACUUGACCAGGCUCAGGAGAACCUUUCACACACUGAGGUGUUGAACCAAAGCUUACAGGAAGACAUCAACUUUGCCAAAAAACAAAUUCCCAUUGUGAAAGAAAACCUGGACUUCCAGAGAGGACUCAUAAAUCAAAUCAACAAUGCACAAGCUGAGGCUGAUGAAGUAUACUCAAAAACACAAAGCCGUCUUAAUCUGGUUGAGAAGGAGAUAAAAAAGAUGGAGCUGGACACCAAGAAAGAAAAGAAGUCACUGGAUGACGUACUGUUGGUGACGAAGAAUCAGCUGGCUAACAAAUUGGAAGAUUUAAACCAGUUGAAGAUGAUUGAGGAAGGUCUGUGGGCAGAAAUAAAGGAUGCUGAGAAGAAGGUUGCACUUACAGAAGAAGAAUGUGCAGCCACAACACAACGUAUCCCCGAAAUAAUGGAGCUCGAGGAAAAUGAAAAAGACCGGAUUCUGCAACUGAAACUUCAAAUUGAGGAUCAAAUGCAAAAGAAUAAGAAAUUAAAAGAGAAACUAAUUGCACUGCAAGAAGACAUUGAGAAAACUACACUUCAUGGGGAAGCGAAGGUUUCCUGCAUAGAAGAGCAGCUCCUUUCAAAACGUAACGCUUUUGCAGCUAUUCGUCAAGAAAACAUGGAGUAUGAACAGAAUGUGGAUGACUACAAGAUGAAAAUUGCUAAGAGCGAGAAGGCAGUGAAGCAGAUGCAUGAGGAGAAGAAGCAGAUGCUCCAGAAAAUCAUUGACAAUGACGAGCAGUGGGAAAAGGCCAAGGAGGAAGUGACCCAGGUUGUCACCCAGCACAGUGUCACCCAGACUAAACUGGAAGAGCAGGAGCAGCUCACCUUCAUGGAAGAACAGAGGGCCAGGAAAGAGAUUGAACACCUGAGGAAAAACCUGACAGGUCAGAUGACCUCCCUGGAACUGCUGAAGGGUCAGUGUGCAAAUAAAAGUGAAGAACUGUAUCGACAGCAAAGGAGCUCAGAGCUGAUCAACCAAAAACUUCAGAAAGAAUUUGAAGAUGCAUCCGCAGUAACAAAAGAAAUGGAGACAAAGAUGAUGAAAAUCAAGAAGUUGACAGACAAUUUUGACAAGAUUCAGUGUGAACACGGGAACACAUUAGUCAACCUUGAGAAGGAGAAAAAACUCAAAUGUGAACACCUGAAAGCUGCUCAGGAUUUACAAGCUGCCACGGUGAAGAGAUAUGACAACACUCUGGGCAGGAUCAGUGACCUUACGAAGGAGAGCGAAGAAUACCGGGACGCUUCAGAAAAAAUGGAAAAAAUAGUCGAAAGCAUGCCAGAAGCCAUAGCAGAACUUCAGAGUGUUUUUGAUGUGGUGGAAUUCAAAAACAAGUCAGCUGCUCUCGUAAUGAGCACCUUGCAGUCUGAUAUUAAUAACUGCCAACAACGAACACAGCGAUCCAUGCAGACACACACUGCUCAUGUUACAGCGAGAAAGAAGGAAAUGGAAGACGCCAAGGUAGCACUAAAAAUUGCACUGAGUGAGAACAAACGUCUGGCAUGCGAGUACGAAGGUCUGAAGAUGAUCCUCAUGGAGGCCAAACAGGAAGCAGUGUCUGCACUGAGCGAGAAAAACCAUGCACACAGAUCUUCUCACUUUUACACACAGCUCUCUUUGUUGCAGAAGAGGAUGCACAAAGCUUUGGUGAAAUACUUCAAACAACGCAGCCUCUACAGCCAGGCUGAACUGGACCGCUGCCAGGCUCUUUCUCAAGAGACCCACCAGAAAAUAAAAACAGCCCAGGAGGGGUUGUCAGCAGAAAUUCAGCUCAUCUCUGCAUUCCUUCAAUCCUUGACGGACGACUCUGCCGCCACCGAUGAUGCCGGGGUGAACAAACAAAGCCGGUCCGGGAUCGAAUGAGUAGAUGCCUUCAGUUCAAAUAGCAGUGUAAUUGGACAUUCACCUGUACCAGACAACUUACUUACUUACCC